This is a messenger RNA of Penicillium samsonianum, 384 nucleotides long. RefSeq lists its product as uncharacterized. The transcript is spliced from 2 exons. Bases 48 to 287 code for a protein of 79 amino acids. NCBI's taxonomy places the organism in Eukaryota, Fungi, Ascomycota, Eurotiomycetes, Eurotiales, Aspergillaceae. The record is from RefSeq and is a predicted model, not a curated record.
AAUUGAGCCGAUUUUCGAAUAUCAGGCAUACAUUUGGAUAAUAUCACAUGGACGAAAGAAAUCAAAAUAUCGUGGACUAUAACGAAAGUUUGCGCAAGAUAUCAAACAGCCUUGAGAAUGCCCUCAAGACCUUUGGACCUGCCUCGAGGCAGUAUCAAAACAUACUUGAAAUGUUGAAAGAAUGUCUCCGGGAUAUUGAGAACGAAAGCCAAAAGCAGAGCAAAGCCCAGGUGGUUGAUGCAGACAUGUUAAGCAUUGCCAUGGGUUUUCUAGAAAUUGGGAAAUAAAACUGCAUGUAUAAUAUAAUAAGCGAAAAGCUAUUGAGAGAAGAGUCUUGGAACUGAAGAGAGAAAUACCAAAAGCAGAUGUUAGACUAGAAAGGAA